Chelonoidis abingdonii (Abingdon island giant tortoise) is the source of this 3981-nucleotide messenger RNA. RefSeq names its product nipsnap homolog 1 (gene NIPSNAP1). Gene Ontology annotation, biological process: sensory perception of pain. Lineage: Eukaryota; Metazoa; Chordata; Testudines; Testudinidae. Gene Ontology annotation, cellular component: mitochondrion. The record is from RefSeq and is a predicted model, not a curated record.
CUGGCCCUGAGCGGAGCCCGGGGUUACUCCAGGGACAGCGAGGGCAGCUGGUUCCGCUCACUCUUUGUCCACAAAGUGGAUCCCCGAACGGAUGCUCAUUCCACACUCUUGUCGAAGAAAGAAACCAGCAACCUGUACAAGAUCCAGUUUCACAAUGUGAAGCCCGAAUGCCUGGAUGCUUACAACAGCCUGACGGAGGAGGUGCUGCCCAAGCUGCACUCAGACACCGAUUACCCUUGCGACCUGGUUGGGAACUGGAACACGUGGUAUGGAGAGCAGGACCAGGCAGUGCACCUGUGGCGUUUCUCCGGCGGGUACCCGGCACUCAUGGACUGUAUGAACAAACUGAAACAGAACAAGGAGUACCUGGAGUUCCGCAAGGAGAGGAGUACGAUGCUGCUGUCUCGCAGGAACCAGUUACUCCUGGAAUUCAGUUUCUGGAAUGAGCCUUUGCCCCGGGUCGGGCCCAACCUCUACGAGCUGAGAACUUACAAGCUAAAGCCAGGGACCAUGAUCGAGUGGGGGAAUAACUGGGCUCGAGCCAUUGAAUACCGUCAGAAAAACCAGGAAGCAGUGGGUGGGUUCUUCUCCCAGAUUGGAGAGCUCUACGUCGUUCAUCACCUCUGGGCCUACAAGGACCUACAGUCCCGAGAGGAGACAAGGAAUGCUGCCUGGAGGAAGCGAGGCUGGGAUGAGAAUGUGUACUAUACAGUCCCUCUGGUUCGGAACAUGGAGUCUCGGAUCAUGAUCCCCCUGAAGAUCUCUCCCCUCCAGUGAGACCCCUCCAGCGCAGGAGUCGGCGGACAGACAGGAGUGAGACUCACUGGGGUGUCUCUGCAUUUCCCCCGGAGGAGUCUGUCCCCUUUUCUGUCUCUCUCACUCUCUCAGUUCGAGGCCAUGCUCCUAGCCCAGGUGCUUCCCUAUUCCCAGGCUGCUCGGCUCUGUCGGGAGCACCGGUGGAAGAUGGAUGAAGUAGGCUGAACCAGCACAAGGCUGCACAUGGUUUCCUAUCUCUGGGUCCCCAGCUCUGUAUGAAUGAGCCAUGGACACUGAACUCCUCUUUGCCCUAACGCUGUUCUGGGGAGGCUGCUGGGGACUGAAAGACAUGACCAUAGAGCACAGCAUAGCUGAGCUAUGCCCCUGUGGUGAGCUUAGUACAGACACCGAGCUAGCUAGACCAGUGCUCGCUGCUCUCUGGGUGCCGAGACAAUGUUCAGGCAUCUGAAGUUUUAAGCCCCACUCCCCUGCAAGCCGUUCCUCCCAGCACUGGGGAGUGACUGCUGCUGCUCUCCUUUCCAGCAUGCCAGUGGGAGGGACCCUUCAUCAUGCCUGGUUGUGUCUGUUACCAUGAACGUUAGCCCAUGGCUAGCCUGGUGUAGGGGAGAACUCCACCUUCCUCGCCUGGGUUGGAGUUCCAGUUCCUGGCUAUGGUGUCCUGUUCCCAGUGAAUCUUGGCGCUGCCUGUAUCCUUGGGAACAGGAAGUCCUCGUCCCUGCUGAUGGAACCAGACUGUACCACCCCACCAGACUCCCUUUGUAGGGAGGUGUAUGCUGGAAAGUGGAUGUGGAGCCCAGCAUGUCCUUUCAUGUAAUGGCUCCCAGAUCCAGUUAACUGACCUUACAAGUCCAAAGGCUUUUAUCUGCCCACUCCUGACCUGACACUAUGGCACUGGGUGCUGGGAAGGUCUGAUAUACAGGGUGGUGUAUCCUGGUGGCUUUGGUGGGAGCGGAGGGCAUACAACAGCAGGCAGGAUUGAGCCCUUGGUUCACAAGCUGCAAAUGAAGCAGAGUCCUUCUCCCCCUUCCAUUAUCCCUGUGAAUAAUGAGAGUUUAGCUAACACUAGAAGCCACCUUCCAGAGCUGCGUUGGCUCAGCUGGCGUGAAAAGUACAAGCUGGGCUGUGUCAACAGAUCUGCAUCUUGUCUGCUCUGGCAAAAAUAGUACAUGCAGCAGCGGUAGCAGUAGCUGUGUAGCCAGGACUUCUGCUGCCCCGGGGUCUAGUGCUGUUCAGAUUGAGCCUAAGAGCCAUGAGCUCUUUCCAUGCUGCAGCUUCUGUGAAUAGAGGGUCCAUUUGUCCCAGCAUGUACCCAGCCCCAAGGAGCAGAUACAUGAAGUGAGGUGCCAGUUUUAAUCACUUUUCUUACACCUUAAGGCCCAAUCUUGCAAUCCAAUCCAUGCACCAAUGCAGAAUGCCCUUGACUUCAAUGGGUCUCCCUGCUAAAUGCAAUUUGAUUGGAGGAUUGGGCCCAUCGGGUUUACAGAGGAGCCAUGUCUCUCUCUUGAAGACUUCGUUCCUUCCUUGUGUGUGCAGCCCUCAGUCACAGGGCUGUUUGUACCUAUCCCCAGCAUGGAGGAGAGAGAGAGGAGAGGUGGUCAUCAAUCUACACGGGCCUUUCUGACAGAGGUCAAUUCCUCUUGUGCAUUAUUUAUCUUAAUUAUGACUAAUGGCUAUGUGGCAGGCAACAAAAAAGAUCUCUUUUGUGUGUGAAGCAUUUUCCUUGCGGGAGCUUGUGUGUGUCUGAUUGCAAAUGUAACUAAAUAUUUCAUAUGCUAGCCUUGGUCUCUCUCAUUGUGUGGAAUGCAAUGCAACCUGAUGUGGGAUGGGAUCUUUGAGCAGGCGUCUUUUCCAACUUGCUCUACAGCAGGCUGUAAAGUCCCAACUUGCCCCCUCCUGGGGGGUUGCUGAUUUUUGUUAGUAAAGCCAUAAUAUCUGCUCAGAUUUUCUUCCUAGACUUGUCUGUUCCUAGGGUUCUUCUCUCAGGACUGCCUAGGUCCUUUGUCCCCAAGAGAGCCACUCCCACCUCUCUCAUGUCCAAGCGGGGCAAUGAGCCACCUGCCUUGGAGAGUCAACAGAAACCACUUAAUUUUUUCUCAGCAGAAUGAGCCCCGCUGGUUUGUUCAAGGUACAAACUGUCCCAAAGCAUGCCCAGAACCAUGUAAGGUAGUGAUGAGUACCUGGUGCACUGCUGUAUAGUCAUUGUAUGGAUACUCUACAGCUUUCAGGCAUAAGGCCAUUUAAACAAAGGAUUGAGAUGCACAAGGAAGAGAAGAUCAGUAGACAUGAGAAGGCAGAAUGACAGAGAGAGACUUUUUAGAUAGCAGCAGCUGUGAAGGGGUUUUGUACCAUCUGUGGUGAGGUUACAGGAGACGAGACGAUGGAAAAGCCACCAAGUACCCCUGUCCUAAUAAGAUGGCUAGUGCUGCCUCAGCGACCUUUGGGUGCUGAGCAGAGGUUGGCACUACGUAGAGAAAGGAUCUCGGCAGAGCUCUGCUUUGAGAGUUAUGUUCUCAUAAGGUCAGAGUCAAUCAGCCCCUUUAUGUGAGGCUGUAGAGAAAUCCACUGAAGUUCAAAGACAGAGCUAAAUGUGCAGGAGUAUGACAGGUAUAUGGGAUGUCAUAUCAAUGCUAAUGUGUAGGGUGACCAUCUGCAUAUCCAGUACAUGCUGCUUCAUGUUCCUUGUGCAACUCUCCUCUUCCAUCCAAGGCUCUCAAAGAGUCUUACUGAUGUUGAUGAAUGAAGCCUUGCAGCCGUAGGAGGCAUUAGCCCAUUUUACUGAGAGGGAAGCCAAGGCACAGAGAGGGGAAAUGUUGUGCAGUGUGUCAGCAGCAGAGUCAAGAAUAGAAGCCAGAUCCUGUGCUUCCCUGCCCUAUGCUUUAGCCAGGUCACUGGCCUCCUGCCCUGGUGAUCCUUCCUCUCCUUAACCAACCUAAGGCCCCAUUUGUCUCAUCAAAACCUAUUCUGCUAGGGGACUUCUUUACAAGCCAGUAGCCCCAUGCCAUGAUUAGUGUUGUGGAGAAGCCAAGACAGCAGCAUGCUUUAGCUGUGGCAAUGGAAAUGAGGUUAGAAACCACUGUCGUCCUGUCUAUGCUGUGAGUGAGCUGGGUUAGAACUGCCCUGGGGAUCAGAGAAGAAUCAUAGAAAUUAGGAUUGGAAGAGACCUCAGAAGGUCAUCUAGUCCAACCACCUGCUCAAAGCAGGACC